Molecule: messenger RNA, 3192 nt
Organism: Trypanosoma cruzi
Lineage: Eukaryota; Euglenozoa; Kinetoplastea; Trypanosomatida; Trypanosomatidae
Exons: 1
Coding region: 1-3192 (1063 amino acids)
Source: RefSeq, a predicted model, not a curated record
AUGUUGGGUGUUUUUUCUUUUGUAUUUUUAUUAUUAUUUUGUUUUCUGCAUGCGUGCAUUUUUAUCCUAUCAUCCAUUUCUUAUUUGCUUCUCCCUAUUUGUGCUUUGCUCCAAGCGCAAGGUGGAGUUCAAGUCACGUGCCUGCGUUCGGCGAGACUUCUCCGUGGGGAACUGCGUCUGGGCGCCGGUGCAGUGAGCCCGGCGGCACUCCGUGAUGCGCUGCGUCGUUUGUUUCCCCCAUUUUGUGGGAAAACAAGGCGUCACACGUACGGCACUGCUGCCUCACCACGCACUGCGCCGAGGAGGGAGGGGCACGACUCUCCCUACAGCGUCUCUGGGAGGUGGCGCGAUGCACUACUUCUGGUGGAGCUGUCCAAGAUGUGUUCGGCCUCCUCUGUGGCCGACGCACGGUGUGAGGAGUCGUUGCCCUCUCGGUUGGCUGGGGCCUCUCCGGCGACAGACGCGGUGACCCACGCAACGGCCGAGAGUGAGACCAUCGCAUACCUCCUGAGGCACUGCCGAUUUCCAGUGGAAUGCUGGAGGAUUUCUUUGAAUCUUUUGGAACGAUGGCGGUUGUUACAGUCGGAGACGAUGUCAUUGGGGCCGUUCAGGAAACGGACUUCUUUUUUCCCCGCUGAUAUGUCGCCCGCGUCAUGUGCCCAUUUGAUGCGUAAUCUGUCGUAUACUUGCGUGGCUUGGGUGGAUAUUCUUCGGCUUUAUGAACUGGCAACGCGUGAUGUCGCGGCUCCUGAGGCAGCGCGUCGACAGCGAGAAACGACUGACCGUGCGGGGGAUGAGCCACGAGCCUCCCGUCGUGUCUCACUUCGAUGGAUGCGGCACACGGCGCUGACAUCUCUUCUGCAGGCGAAUCAGUGGAAGGAGUCACUGCAGUUCUAUCGUCAUAUGUUGUAUCAGGGUGACACGCCAAGUCAUGUGUCUGCAGGACACCUGGUGCAGCGGUUGGGCAAGGUUGGCGCCUGGGAAGCGGUGUUUCGCAUCUUUGAGCUUCACCUCAAACUGAUCGCUGCAACCCCCACGUAUUCCACCGCACGGCAGGGGAACGAUGGGGUGGAACAUCUCUCAGCGCGCGUUGCAUCACCGACUGCGGCACCAACACGAGUGGGUGAGUGGGGAACAAUGUUUUCCAUGUCGUUAGAUGUGGUGGGUCGAGUUUGCCGACGGCCCCUUAUUGCCAUGCAGAUGUUUAAUGAGGCCUGCAAUAAAAAUAUUGAUGGCUCCCUGUUUCGCUGGGAUGGCAACUUUCUUUCAGCCGUACAGUCGUUCCCCUCGGAGCUGGAUCGCGUGAAUGUGCUCCGGCGCGCCCACGCAUCAGGGCAACUUGACCACUUUAAGAUUAUCCGUGGGCUCGUUCACCAUGGGAAAUGGCUGGAGGCGAUUGCGGUGUUUGCGGAUGGGCUUGCCACCCAGCAACUCCAUAGAAGGGACAUUGGCCGUUCCCGACUGAACAUUUUGCAUGCCAGCAGCGGCGAUAGUGUUCAGGCGGUGCUUUAUUGCCUGCAACGUCUCACCCGACGUCCGGAGAAUUCUCUUCGAGUCAACGAUGCGGAGGUGGAGUGUGUGCUCUCCAAAGUUCCUUCCAUGCUGCCAACGAGCAGCGGUGCAUCAUUUGCUUCCAUGGCGCAUUGGCGUUUUUGUUUGCAGGUACUUUCCGAGAACUACGCCUCAUUUGCCACAAGUGGGGGGCGUGGCGUCAUGCCUGGCAUUGAGGGACGCCGACCCACGCAGCGCAUGGUGUCGCUGUUGCUCCGCCACUCGAUGCCUUGGAAUGUAGCGCUACGUAUAUUUGAACUAUCAUGUCGCCUGAACAUGGCUGCGACGCCAUACGACCCGGCGGGUGCCUCCUCGACACCGAGUAAUGUGCUCAUAAUUAAUCGUGUUGCUCACAUCCUGCAUGCACAUGGGCAGCGGCAGCGAAUGAUAGACUUUCUGGAUUAUGUAUUGUGUGCAAGUCCCUUGUCGCCAUCUUCGGAACUGCUUGAGUUUGUCCCGCUUGAGUUCUUCUCGUCCAACAGAGGAGUGCCGGAGAGAAAGCCGUUGAUGGUGGAGGAUAAGGUGUUGUACCACUUUGUAGAGACGACGAUGAACUGGGAGCGUGCCCUGACUCUUCUGCACCUCGUGGAGGACCAACGCGCCGGUGCGGUUACCGGGAACGUGAAACCGCUUCAGGUCAUUUCCGCCUCUGUGCAUUGUGCAACUCUCAAAAUGCUUCGGCGCUGUUGUGCGGCACACGGCGAGCUGUGGCUGCACUCUCUGCAAUAUUUUCAGCACGCGGUUUCGGGGCUUCACCUACUGGAUUGUCACACACAUCCCCGUCGUCUCGCACAGCAGCAUGGGGAUACCGAUGUGAACACGAUCCUUUACUGCGUCCUGUAUGAAACGCUGUUGAAUUUACUUGAAGAACCGUCUGGAGCUUCAAUCGUUUUAAGAGAGAAGAAUUGUUUUUCUCUCAUGGAGUGCGUUACGGCACGCUGUGGAGGGCGCAUUCCCACACACAUGUUGCUUCCAAACCAAAUGGACCGUCUUCUUCCACGUCUAGGCGUUGGGGAGCCUACUGUGCCGAACGUUGAGGAACGCACUCGGGUGAGCAUGAAGCUUAUAAUGUGCGUUCUUGUUGGCCUGUUGGGAUCCACGGGCAAAGAAGGAUUGAAGAGUCCCCACAUGACUCCCCCUGAUGCUGUCAUGUUCUACGAGCUGCAGAAACUGGUGUGCCGAGUGGCAGAGUACCGCCAUUAUUUAAUGCGUUUACAUGAAACAGGACAAUCUCUGUCAAACUCUGCGUCACCUCGAAAGACGGCAGCCACUGAGAAGCGGGUAUUUCCACAGCCGUUUCAGAUGGGCCUGCUUUGGCAGACAUCGCUCGAACUGCUGGGGUGCCAGUGUCGUGCGUGCGGUGUAGACUCCAUGAUGCCUGGAACGCUGAAACUUGUGUAUCGUUCUUGUGCCACGUCGGGUGGCCAGUGGGAGGCGGCGCUUCACGCCACGCAGUACCUUCUGCAGCAUCCGGGUGCGGUCGAAGGGGAGCAUUGCGCAAUGUAUUGUUCCCUGUUUGGCUGGGAAAGGGCGUUGGCGGUUUGGUGCCGCCACUUUCCGCAGCAGAUGCUGCGCGAGGUGUCGGGUCACGCAAAAGGACUGGAGUACUGUAUGCAAUCUCUUGAGUGCGCUCUGGAGUAA